UUUGAUCCCAAAAUGGGUUCAUUUGUUAAGUUUCGACUUUCUUUAAAUAUUAUUCGAUUGUAAAAAAACUUUUUUCCAGACACUAAGCACAACUACGAAACAUUCAACAAUUUGUUUUACCCAAAAAAUUUGAAGAAACGAAUGGCUUCUUCAAAUGAGACUGACGAAAAUACUGUACAAUUAAUUGAAGAGGGAUAUAAAAAACUUAAGGAAAAUAACAAUUUUAAUUCUCUUUUAAAAAAAUAUUUUACUGAAAAUUUAAAAGAAAAAUUAAAAUAUAAAAAGACAAAACUUGGGGCAACUUUAUUUGAUGUUAUUCGUUUUGGUAAGGUUGAGGGAGGGGGAAGGGAUAUUUGUCAUACUAAUUCUAGGAAAUAACUUGGUUGACUGGUACACACGAGAGAUAUCCCUGGUUGAGAAAAAAGUCGGGUCGGGUUUUAGAAUUUUUCUCGGGUCGGGUUUCGGGUCUAAAAAAGUCCGGGUUUUGUGCAUCGGGUUUUUGGGUAACCGUUGACAUCUUUGGCUGACACUAAAUUUGAGGAUUCGAAAAACCGGAUAUCCAGAAAUUUUAG
Meloidogyne enterolobii is the source of this 572-nucleotide messenger RNA. Lineage: Eukaryota; Metazoa; Nematoda; Chromadorea; Rhabditida; Meloidogynidae. The record is from the annotation of a GenBank genome assembly.